AUGACUUCCAAUUACUCCAUCUCCCUCAUCGCAGGGGCGAUAGCUGUUUUUGUUUACACGCUUAGUGUCCUCCGCCGCAAAUGGGCACAGUAUCGCUUCGCCCGUGAGAACAACUGCCAAGACCCCCCGCGGAUCCCCUCCAAGGAUCCCUUCUUCGGGCUGGAUACCACCUAUACCACGAUCCAGAAUGUCAAGGAACACAAAUUCCUCGAGCGGGCGCAGGCCCGGUUCAAUGAAGUCGGCCACACCAUGAAGACCCGCCGCCUCCUCCAAACCAUCAUCCUCACCCGCGACCCCCAAAACAUCAAGACCGUUCUGUCACUGCGCUUCAAGGACUACGCCCUGGGCCAACGUUACAAGACAUUUGGCGACCUCCUCGGCCACGGCAUCUUCACCACCGACGGCGAGCACUGGGCGCAUUCGCGCGCCAUGAUCCGCCCCAACUUCGUCCGCGAGCAGGUCGCCGACCUCGGCAUCUUCGAGGCGCAGAUGGCCGAUCUGCUGGAGUUGAUCCCCAAGGACGGCAGCACGGUUGACCUCCAGGACCUGUUCUUCAGCUACACCAUCGACUCGGCGACCGAAUUCCUCUUCGGCCAGAGCGUGCAGUCGCUGAAGAAGCGCCGCUCCGGCGGCCGCGACGCACACGUCGAGAACGACUUCGCCAGCGCGUUCAACUACGCGCAGCAUGCCAUCGCCACGCGCAUCCGGCUGGGUCCGCUGGCUGCCUUCUACCACGACCGCAAGGUGGAGCGGUGCAAUCGCGUCUGCCACGGGCUGGUGGAGCAGUUCGUCGACAAGGCGCUCGAGGUGCGGGCGCAGGGCCUUGACGAGAAGACGCUCGAGGACGGCGACGGCGAGAAGAAACAGCGCUACGUGUUCCUGCACGGCCUGGCGCAGCAGACGGGCGACCGCCGCCGGAUCCGCGACGAGGUCAUGAACGUUCUGCUUGCUGGGCGGGAUACCACCGCCUCGCUGCUGAGUAACCUCUUCUUCAUGCUGGCCAAGCACCCGCGCAUCUGGGCCAAGCUGCGCGACGAGGUGGCCUCGUUGAACGGCCGGCCGCCGACCUACGAGCAGCUGCGGAAUCUGACCUAUGUCAAGUAUUGUCUGAACGAAUCCCUCCGUCUGCACCCCGUCGUCCCUGGAAACGCUCGCUUCGCCAUCGCCGACACCGUCCUCCCCGUCGGCGGCGGGCCGGACGGCCAAUCCCCUGUGUUCGUCCCCAAGGACGCAAUCGUCACGUACAGCGUGUGGUCGAUGCACCGCCGUGAAGACUUCUACGGCCCCGAUGCGAACGAGUUCCGGCCGGAGCGCUGGGCGGAUCUUCGGCCGGGAUGGGAGUAUCUCCCCUUCAACGGGGGCCCGCGUAUCUGUGUGGGACAGCAGUAUGCGCUUACGGAGGCAGGCUACGUGACUGUCCGGCUGGCGCAGCAGUUUGCGGUACUGGAGAGUCGGGAUCCGGGACCGUGGGAGGAGAAUUUGACGCUGACUUUAUGUUCGAGGAAUGGGACCAAGGUCAGUUUGAGGAAUUAG
Molecule: messenger RNA, 1533 nt
Organism: Aspergillus lentulus
Lineage: Eukaryota; Fungi; Ascomycota; Eurotiomycetes; Eurotiales; Aspergillaceae
Product: cytochrome P450
Molecular function (GO): heme binding; oxidoreductase activity, acting on paired donors, with incorporation or reduction of molecular oxygen, reduced flavin or flavoprotein as one donor, and incorporation of one atom of oxygen; iron ion binding
Source: RefSeq, a predicted model, not a curated record